This is a messenger RNA of Homalodisca vitripennis (glassy-winged sharpshooter), 1112 nucleotides long. Its product is annotated as 1,5-anhydro-D-fructose reductase-like. The coding region runs from base 41 to 1018 and encodes 325 amino acids. Gene Ontology annotation, cellular component: cytosol. The transcript is spliced from 6 exons. The record is from RefSeq and is a predicted model, not a curated record. Lineage: Eukaryota; Metazoa; Arthropoda; Insecta; Hemiptera; Cicadellidae. Gene Ontology annotation, molecular function: aldose reductase (NADPH) activity.
ACAAUCGGUAUGGAGUAACAUCAGUCAGUGAAACACGAUUAUGGCGAAGUUAACUGCUACCUCCGUCCUCAAGUCUGCCUCUGGCAUGGAAAUGCCAAUUUUCGGUUUGGGAACAUGGCAGAGUGUGGACGCGGAACUGGAGAGAGCUCUACACACAGCACUUGAGGUCGGAUAUCGCCUCAUUGACACAGCUUUUGUCUACAACAACGAGGAGGCUAUCGGCCGAGUGCUGAGUGAGUGGCUGCGAUCAGGCAAGAUUAGUCGCCAGGACAUUUUUAUCACUACCAAGCUACCUAUGCAAGGGAACAGUCCUAAACUUGUUCGGGAGUAUUUACAGAAGCAAUUGAAAGCGCUCCAGCUGAAGUAUGUGGACCUAUACUUGAUACACCAUCCCGCUGGGAUCAAUGCUGAUGAAGUGAUAAAACACGAAGGCAACACAGUGGACAAUACAGGGUUGAAACUGGACAUGACGACUGAUCACGUGGCUUUAUGGAAGGAAAUGGAAAAACAAGUGGACGAUGGACUAACUAAAGCGAUUGGUCUAUCCAACUUUAACGUCAAACAGAUAGAGCGUAUUCUUAAAGUGGCUCGCAUACCUCCAGCAAACUUGCAGAUAGAACUGUACCUCUACAAUCAGGGUAAGGCAGAGCAAGAAUUGUGUAGGCAGAAAGGUAUCACUAUGACGUCAUACUCCACACUUGGCUCACGUAGCGUACCUAAUGGCCUGCUUUCUGGAGCGAACUUAAAUCCUCUGCAGGAUCCGGUAGUCUGCCGCAUAGCCAAGUCUCACAAUAAGUCGACAGGUCAAGUUCUACUGAGACAUGUCCUACAGUUGGGCAUCGCAAUCAUCCCUAAAAGUUCCAACCCAAUCAGAAUUCGUGAGAAUUUUCAGGUAUUUGAUUUUGAACUGAGUGCAACUGAAAUGGAGGAGCUGAAUAAUCUGGAUAAAGGGGAAGAAGGCCGCCGGUUUCAUCUUGAAGCUUUAAAACCUCAUCCUGAAUAUCCUUAUCCAGGAUAAGUGAUGUAUUUUACCCGUUGUAUUUUCUUUCAGGAAACAAUAUAUUAUUUUCAUGUAUAUUGUCACGUAAUAAUAAUUAUAUCAUUACCGACUA